UGACACCAUUAACUGAGCCUACUGCGCAUGUGCACUACGUUCUCUCCUUUACAGACCAGUGACAGACACGUGCAUUCAGCUGCCGCCAUGCACCAUCCUUUUGCUCUUAACUCGGUUCGUCCUAACCUGCCCUUGAGGAAACCAUCGUCGAGCCCCAUGGCUCUUUCCACCGCAGCGCCUCCUCCGAGGUUCACCACGCCCGAUGCAGCACCUGUGCGCCCGGCCUCAGGAGCCAUUGGAGACGGUCCUUUACCUACGGCAGUUAUCAUGAAUGAGUCUCCAUUGUUAGGAUCCAUGCCACCAGCUUUGACUGUAUACUUCUGCAACUACUGUGGUCAACAAGGAAAUUUUAGGUGCAAGCGCUGUAAGAAGACGCCUUACUGCUCUGUGGUGUGCCAAACUGAAGACUGGAAGGCACACAGACACAUAUGCAAGCCCAUUGAUCCAGCACCUGCACAAGAGAAGCCAAAGGAAACCUCAGCUUCACCUGUGACAGCAGACAGAGCUGGCCUGCUCCUGUCAGAGCAUGAUGACGCAUCCAGCCUCAAGAGGGUCUAUUUAAAGGAUUUGCCCAUGACUAUAGUAAUAAAUGGAAAAGAAAUACAGGCAUCAUUAGUAGAGUUCUACAGCCCUGGGAGGUUUUUCCUCCUUGCCCAAAGCCCAGAGUUGCUUGAAGCUCUUCAAAACAUUAGCACAGAGCUUCAGAAAAUGUACAGCUGCCCCUCAGUGACAACAUACAUGCCCUGUGUCGGAGAGGUUUGUGGCGUGCAGUUCUCCAGUGACAUGAACUGGUACCGAGGCCUAGUUCAGAGUUUGGCUGCUGACCAGAAGACGGCUAAUAUCCUUUACAUUGACUUUGGUAAUGAAGAGGAUGUUCCUGUGGAGAGGAUUAAGCCCCUAGCUGAUAAUAUCCAGCCAUAUUGUCCAUGCGCAAUGGAGUGCUGUAUUGCCAGUGUGGUAUCAGUCGGUGGCAACUGGUCCAGGGAGUGCUGUAUGGCAGUGAGACAGAUGUUGGCCGGCAAGAUUGUGACAGUAAAACUGGUAGAAACACUGGAGAAUGGUCGCAUCCAUAAGGUGGAUAUCCUGCUUUCCAUGGGAAUGAAGCUGAGCUCUUUUCUCCUUAAACAUAGUUAUGCAGCAGAGGAAACAGGCAACAUACCAACUGAGCAAGAAAUAAAUGCCAUGGUGACUGCAUCCCUUGAAAACUUUAAAAGUCGCUCUGAUGGGACGGACGACAACACCUGGGCUCAACCUCCUGAGCCGCUGACCCAGGCAGUGGGCGACUCCUUCUCUGUUGUGGUAACCCACAUCCAGUCACCCAACGAAAUUAUUGUGCAGAAGGUUGAAAAUGCUGGAGUGAUUCAGCAGUUACAGCUGCAGCUGAGGGAACACUGCGCUCAGGUCUCCACCCCUCAAAACUUCAGACCUGCCCCUGGCACAGUUUGCUGUGCCCAGUUCUCAGAGGACAAGCAGUGGUACAGGGCUAAAGUUCUGGCGUAUUCAUCGGAGGAAUGCGUCUGUGUCGGUUACCUUGAUUUUGGAAAUUCUGAGGAGGUGGAUUUAGCCUACCUGCGGCCUAUCAGCACCUCACUACUGGCCCUGCCCAUGCAGGCUAUGCCCUGUGGCCUAGCAGGGGUAACGGCUGUUGGAGAGAGCUGGUCAAAGGAUUGUGUGUUGGCAUUGCAGCGAAGAGUAUCAAACAGAAUACUGUGUAUUGAGAUCCAGGGAGCGCACGAGGGCAAAGCUUUAGUAGAUAUGAUUGAUGAGUCAAGUGAUCCUCAGGCUAAUGUGGCGGAGCUGCUGACCUCUGCUGGUUUUGCUGCACCUGCACCUGCUCCUGUUAUCACCAGCAGUGAAGAGCAGGUCAGCCAGACUGCAAGUUCUGCUGAGGAACCCAAAGUGUCUCCUCCAGCCUGUGAGCCUCUGAAGUGGUUUCAUACUGAGCUUCCGCGUGACGGCCGAACAGUGGCGCUGCUAGCUAGCGUUGUGGAGAACCCUGGAGAGUUUUACUGCCGCAUCAACAAUCCUACAGACCAUCAGAGGCUAAUCGAGCUCGGGGCUGAGUUGAAGCAGCAUUGUGAAACGGAGGCUGCUGCUUUUGAGCCCAAAGUUGGAGAGCCCUGCUGCGCCAUGUUCCCUGGUGAUGGAGCAUGGUAUCGGGCCAUGGUAAAAGAGCUGUCUGAAGACAAAGUGUCUGUUAACUUUGUGGACUACGGCUAUAGCAUGAAAGUGGAAAAGAACCAUCUAAGAUCCAUUACAUCCAAACUCCUGAAUCUGCCCUUCCAGUCAGUUCACUGCUGGCUCCAAGGUGUGGAGCCCCAGGGAUCAGAGUGGAGCAGUGAAGCCCUCCUGUGGUUCCAGACUCUGGUGGAUGGCGAGCAGCUCUCAGCACGUGUCCUCUCUGUUACUGAACAAGGCUAUGGCUUGGAGCUGGAGAGCCGAGGGCAGAAUGUGGCAGCAGCCUUAAUUUCUGAGCAACUAGCCAAAGCUCCGGGAGGGCUUCCCAAAGAAACACCUGCAGCCACAGGACCUGCAGACAAACAACAAGAAGAAAUAGAAGAGAACAAGAAUAUCCAAAAAGAAGCACAAGCCUCCAACCAGACAGGAGCCAAAGAGACACCAAGUGAAGGACAGACAGCAGCACUGUCAGAUGCUCCAUCUUUCCAUGUCGACUGGAAGACAUUGGAGCUGCCUUUGAAUGAGAACUUUCAGCCUUACAUCGCAGCUAUCGUUAACCCGUGUCUCUUCUACCUUCUCUGUCUCAGCCAAGUGGACCAGCUGAAACUUCAGGAGGUGAUGAUGGAGCUCGCCGUCUACUGCAGCAACAAGCAGAUCUCUUCAUCUUCUGCUGUCCUGAGCAGACCAGUUCUUGGAGCUGCCUGCUGUGCCCAGUUCUCUGCUGACAAUAAGUGGUACCGUGCAGUGGUCCUGGAGGUCGGCGAGAAUGAGUUGAGUGUCAUCUAUGCAGAUUAUGGAAACACUGAGAAGGUGCCAUUCUCCCGUAUCUUGCCUAUCACUAAGCAUCUACUGCAGCUCCCCUUUCAGAUCACUCGCUGCACCCUCACUGGUAAGGAACACUUCCCUGCAGAGUGGCCAGAGGCAGUGCAUCAAAUGUUUAAGAGCCUGCUGUUGAAUGGUGUCCUUGCCACUGUCCAGUCCUUUGAUGGCUCCGCUAACGUGCUCUCCCUCACUCUGCCUGCUGAGAGCGGCGGGGGUAAUGUCACUGCCAUGAUCUCGGAUGCACUGCAGGCCCAGGCCAAGAUGAAUCCUCACCUAUCCACUGCUGCCACCAAGCCUGACCAAACUGACAGCAGCACAUCUGCUCCUAGCAGCAUUGCAGCUCUACCGGACAGCUCCAAGUCUAAGUCCAUACCUGAAACACAAAAGAGUUUGGAAAAUAUAACAGCUACAACCAAAACCACAGAGCCGGCACCACGGACUAACCAGCAGAAGAGAAACACUCAUGCAGUGUCAGUCCAUGAAGAUCCAGUUAAGAAGAUCAUUGAACAAAUGGAGCCGCCGUGCAAAAUGGAUACAAAAACUAAUGACCCUCAGGCUUCUGGAUGCUGCUGUUUGAGUCUGAAGGCCAAGAUUGACCACCUGGAAGAGCUGUUGCAGCUGCAGCUUUCUCUCAUCCAGCGAGUAGUGGGACAGACUAAAUAAGAUGUAGUAUAUAUGACUAUUUUUCUUCAGCACAUUGUUGAAAACAAGGAUAUUGUGUUUCCAGGAUUAUGUUUCUUUUAAGAAAGAGUUAACUCUUAAUGUGGACUGAUGUGGAGCAGCCACCCAGCUUCUAAUUUUAUGUUAACGUAUUCCAGCAGCUUUUAAUUUUAUUUAACCUUAAUUUUAAUUUUGUCUCUUUAUCACUGAUUUUCAACUCGGUUCAUGGCUUUUAUGUUUUUAACCUGUGGUUGAAUUCAAGUCUCCUUUUCACUUGUAAUAUUUCUGGUGGUUUUCAGAAUCAAUGAUUAAUGCACUUUUUAUUUAGGUUUGUUAAAGUUGGCAGAAAAACACGUUUGAACUAUAUUAUCCAACUGUGUGCUGUGUUUUGCUGUUGUGUCAUCAGUUCCUUUGUUCUGUCCUAACUACCUGCUCAGGUGGGAUGUCCAGCCUGGCUGAUCUAUUUUGACAUCUGUUUGUUAUGCAUAAAAGUUCUGUGACAAAAGAA
Molecule: messenger RNA, 4168 nt
Organism: Labrus bergylta (ballan wrasse)
Lineage: Eukaryota; Metazoa; Chordata; Actinopteri; Labriformes; Labridae
Gene: tdrd1
Product: tudor domain containing 1
Source: RefSeq, a predicted model, not a curated record